This is a messenger RNA of Zonotrichia leucophrys gambelii, 819 nucleotides long. Its product is annotated as zinc finger protein 239-like. The transcript has 2 exons. Bases 1 to 819 code for a protein of 272 amino acids. NCBI's taxonomy places the organism in Eukaryota, Metazoa, Chordata, Aves, Passeriformes, Passerellidae. The record is from RefSeq and is a predicted model, not a curated record.
AUGGAGAUGGAGGCUGCGAGGAAGAGGAAGGAGCCCUGGGAUACCCAGGCAGAGGAGGAGAUGAGCAUGGAGACUAAAGAGGACAAAUCCCCACGGAAGAACCUCAUGGAAGAGGCCGUUAUGAGUGACUCCAGGGCACAGGAAUCCAAGGGGGAGGAAAAUCCCCAGAGAUUCCACAGGAGGAGGGGCUGCAAACCCAGCCCAGGGUGCUCUGAGGAAGAAAGACCCUCCCUUAGCCAGGAAGGUGGACAGAGCUUCAGCCAGGGCUCAGAGCUGGUGGUCCAUGAGCAGCUUCAUGAUGGGGAGAAGCGCUACAAGUGCUUGGAAUGUGGAAAGAGCUUCAGGCAGAGCAGCACCCUGAUCCGCCACCGGAUGAUCCACACUGGGGAAUGGCCCUACGAGUGUGGGGAGUGUGGGAAGGGCUUCAGCUGCAGGUCAGAACUCAUCAGGCAUCAACACAUCCACACUGGGAAGAGGCCCUACGAGUGUUCCCAGUGUCAGAUGAGGUUUCAGAGAAGCUUCAAUCUCCUCCGCCACCAGCGGAUUCACACUGGGGAGAGGCCCUUCCUCUGCCCUGAGUGUGGGAAGGGCUUCAAGAACAAGUCCAACCUCAUUAGGCACCAGCACAUCCACACAGGGGAGAGACCCUACGAGUGCCCCACCUGUGGGAAGAGGUUUCAGAGCAGCUCCAGUGUCCUCCUGCAUGAGCGGAUUCACACAGAUGAGAGGCCCUUCCGCUGCCCUGAGUGCGGGAAGGGCUUCAAGCAAAACUCCACCCUCAUCACCCACCAACGCAUCCACACUGGGGAGAGGCCCUAA